This is a messenger RNA of Trichosurus vulpecula (common brushtail), 1664 nucleotides long. It is a transcript of the gene GADD45G, whose product is annotated as growth arrest and DNA damage inducible gamma. Gene Ontology annotation, cellular component: cytoplasm; nucleus. NCBI's taxonomy places the organism in Eukaryota, Metazoa, Chordata, Mammalia, Diprotodontia, Phalangeridae. The coding region runs from base 123 to 602 and encodes 159 amino acids. The transcript is spliced from 4 exons. Gene Ontology annotation, biological process: regulation of cell cycle. The record is from RefSeq and is a predicted model, not a curated record.
AGCAUUUUACUUGGUUACCAAAGGUUGCUCUGUCUACUGGGAUCUUAUCCAUUGAGUAAGGAGCAGCCAGAAGCUUCUUCUCUUCUUUGUGGAUAACUUUUUUUUCCCCUUCUCCCUGAAUCAUGACUCUGGAAGAAAUCCACAGCCAGGAGAUGGUUACCGAAAGCACCAAUAGGAUGCAGAGUGCCGGGAAAGCAUUGAACGAACUGCUGCUGUCCGCCCAACGCCAAGGCUGCCUUACCGCAGGCGUGUAUGAGUCUGCUAAAGUCAUGAACGUCGAUCCAGAUAAUGUGACUUUUUGUGUCCUGGGUGCAGACGAGGAAGAUGAAGGUGACAUUGCUCUGCAAAUUCACUUCACUCUCAUCCAGGCUUUCUGUUGUGAAAACGACAUCGAUAUUGUUCGAGUCAACAAUAUCCAGAAGCUGGCAGAGAUUGUAGGUGCUAAUGAGGAUUCUGGGGAGCCCCAGGACUUACACUGCAUCUUAAUCACAAAUCCCAAUGAGAGUUCCUGGAAAGAUCCAGCUUUGGAAAAACUAAGCUUGUUCUGUGAGGAGAGCCGAAAUAUAAAUGACUGGGUACCCACUAUCACUCUGCCUGAAUGAGUAUGAUAGCCAAAGGCACUGGGAGGAGCCUUAAAACCUUUGUUGUCUUAUCAACUUGGUGCUACACGCCUGGGCUAACCAACCAACCCGUGGCUGAUUCUGUAGAUUAGCAUGGAGGAGAAAUCCAGAAUUGAGCUGCUUGGAAUGGUGUACAGUGGGCUGUUGCCAACAGAAGAGAGGAGAGUGAACAUACUGUGUACGUGAUUGGUUAGUGCCCGCCAGUAAGCCUUUGUGGUGCUUCAGCACUGGAGUGGAUGGCUUACCUUGGAGCUAAAAGAAUAUUGGAAGUUUAUAAAUCAGAUAAAACUGUCUUGAUAAGGAGAACAGGUUGAGGAAAGGGAAAAAAAUAGCUACUAGAAGUUGAAACUGAGCUGUUCAGCAAAAGAAGGGAAACACUAGCUGGGUCAUGGACCCUUGGACUUAACUAAAAAUUACAAGUGAACAAUCUUAUUUACCAGGGACUUCUGAAUUUUUCCAAAAUUGGUUAUUGCAUUAAUCCUAAAAGAAGUGGUGCUUUUGAUGAAGCAAUGAUGGAAGUUUGCAAUAAUAAACUUAUUGAAAAUGAAGUAUCCUAUUUGCUUGUUUUGCUUUGGGGAGGUAAAACAAUUCCAAAAGCAUUACUCAACAUAAGCCACUAAGAGAUUUCAGUUCUAUCUAGGCAGCGUGCUUGUUUGAAUCUUUACAUUUUGUGACUUACUAUGGCAACUCAAGCAAACUGUUCCAGAGAGGAACAAGGCUCAUUUCAUACUUUUCCCUUUAAGAGAUCCAAAUAUUACAAGGUAGUAGCUAACUGAAGAUAAAGCAAAUGUUUUCUAUUUAAUUUGAUAAUCUGACCUUUUGCCUUCUCUCCUCUCUUCUAUUCUUUGCUACAACUGGUUAUCACAAUGUCUGGCACUGCAUACUUAAUAAGCUCUGCUUUUGUGGUAGGUGGCCUUUGUAUGCUCCUCGAGCGAUCUGACAGACUAUUCCCUAAGGAAAUAUUUGUGUCAUAAAGCAUUGAUGUAUUAAGCACAUCCAGCAAUAAUUGCAAAGGCAGGUAUAUUAAAUAUUACAGUUGAUAUC